AUGAUGUAUUCAUUUUCUCUACGAGAAUCAGCGCUGGCUUUAGUGCAGCGCCUUGGAGAGCGAAUUGAAGACGUGCAUGGGCUCGGAUUCAUGAGCCCAGCUGUAUACGAUACGGCAUGGGUUUCCAUGGUUAGCAAGACAGAAAACGAUCAAAAGAUGUGGCUCUUUCCAGAAUGCUUCGAGUAUAUCCUCUUCCACCAGCUGGAGGAUGGUGGCUGGGCAACGUAUGCCUCUGAAAUAGACGGAAUUCUAAACACCGGAGCAUCAUUGCUGGCACUGAAAAAGCAUUUGGACAAUCCCUACCAGAUCAUAUCGGUCUCGCAACGGGAUCUUACAGACCGCAUUGAUCGAGCUCGAGUAUUUCUUGGAAACCUUCUGAACGGUUGGAACGUUGAAAGCACGCUCCACGUUGGAUUUGAAAUCUUGGUCCCAGCACUGUUAAGAUACCUUGAGGAAGAGGGCAUUACCUUCUCGUUUCCUGCACGGGAGCGCCUAUUGGAGAUCGAGAAGCAGAAAUUGUCCAAGUUCAAAGCCGAGCACCUCUAUCUUCCGAUAAAAUUAUCAGCGUUGCAUUCUCUCGAAGCAUUCAUAGGUGUCAUUGACUUUGAUAAAGUCGGACAUCACAAGGCUAAUGGUUCAUUCAUGGCAUCACCGUCUUCCACGGCUGCAUUUUUGAUGCAUGCAUUGCAAUGGGACGAUGAGUGCGAAAACUAUUUAAAAAAUGCCAUUUCAUCUUCAUCUGGACAAGGAUCAGGAGGUGUGCCAAGCGCGUUUCCCUCGACGAUCUUCGAAUGUACAUGGCCAUUGGCAACUCUACUCAAGGUGGGAUACGUAUUCAAUGCGGAAAUAGAACCUGCUGUUCAGAAGAUUCGAUCAUAUUUACACAACACAUUUACCGCCGAGAAGGGAGUAGUGGGAUUCACGCCAUUGGUCACAGCUGACGCCGAUGAUACUGCCACCACAGCGUUGGUACUCAAUCUGUUAAAUCAAUCAGUUUCCGUUGAAGCCAUGCUGAACGAGUUUGAAGAAGAUCACCAUUUCAAGACAUAUUCACAAGAGCGUAACCCUAGCUUUUCGGCAAAUUGUAACGUUCUUCUUGCUUUGCUCUAUACUCCGGAUCCAUCUGUUUAUACCUCUCAAAUUGAGAAAGCGACAGCAUUCUUGUACAAGAAAUUUACAGACUCUGACUUGGAUGUCCAGGAUAAAUGGCUUCUGUUGUCGUCAGAAAUCAGAAGCCUGAUGGUUCAUGGGGAGAACGAGCCCCAAAAGAAGAGACUGCAUCCUUCGUUACGUCAGGAAAUUGAGAAAGCAAUCAGUAGCGGCUGCUCAGUUCUCCUAGAUUCAACCGCAGAAUUUGCUUCUGGCUGGCUUUGGAUUGAGAAGGUCACGUAUAAAUCGGAAGUUUUGGCAGAAGCAUAUGUUCUGGCUGCCUUGAAACGAGCAGCAGAUCUGACUAGAGACAAUAUCUCUAAUCAUAAUGCUAACGGAGUGUAUAAAAUUGGAGUAAAUGAACAUUCAGCUUUGCCUAACCAUACACAUAGCGAUGUGGUUCAACACUCCUUGCAAACAAAUGGCAACGGCAGUCAUGACGAAGAACCAGUCAAGAAUGGCGGCAUCGAGAACGACAGCUCAACCAUAAUCCAUACAAACGGAACUGCAAAUGGUUAUUAUCAGCGUAGUGAAUGGACGGCUGAUCAAGAACAAAUCCUCUUAGGACCUUUCGAUUAUCUCGAGAGCCUACCGGGUAAAAACAUACGGUCUCAACUGAUCCAAGCCUUCAACAAAUGGCUUAAAGUCCCUGAGAAGAGCUUGACAGUUAUUGAAAACGUCAUAAGUAUGCUACAUACUGCCUCACUUCUGAUUGAUGACAUUCAAGACCAGUCGUUGCUUCGACGAGGACAGCCUGUGGCGCAUAGCAUAUUUGGCACAGCUCAGACAAUGAACUCCGGCAAUUACAUUUACUUCACAGCCCUUCGAGAAAUUCAGCAACUGAAUAAUCCACAGGCUAUCGAUAUCUAUGUCAACUCAUUGAUCGAUCUUCAUCGCGGUCAGGGAAUGGAACUAUUCUGGAGAGAUUCUCUCAUGUGUCCUACAGAAGAGGAAUAUCUCGAUAUGGUAGCGAACAAGACGGGUGGUCUGUUCUGCCUUGCUGUCCAGCUAAUGCAAGUUGAAACAACAGUUGAAGUGGACUUUGUACCUCUUGUCCGCCUGCUUGGAAUUAUAUUUCAGAUUUGCGAUGACUACCUGAAUUUACAAUCUACAGCAUAUACCGACAAUAAAGGAUUGUGUGAAGAUCUAACUGAAGGGAAAUUCUCUUUUCCUAUCAUCCACAGCAUACGAAAAAAUCCAGGGAAUAGACAGCUCAUUAACAUCUUGAAACAAAAACCACGUGAAGAUGACCUCAAACGCUAUGCUCUUUCCUAUAUGGAAGGGACAGAUUCUUUCAACUACACUCGUGGUGUUGUCAACAAAUUGAAAGAAGAAGCAUUUAACAUGAUUCAUUGCCUUGAGAAACAGGACCUGGAGGAGAACAUGGCGAUCCGAAAGCUACUUGCUCGAAUAUCUCUUGAGCUGUGA
Messenger RNA from Talaromyces atroroseus, 2577 nucleotides. RefSeq lists its product as hypothetical. The transcript is spliced from 3 exons. Gene Ontology annotation, molecular function: prenyltransferase activity. The record is from RefSeq and is a predicted model, not a curated record. Bases 1 to 2577 code for a protein of 858 amino acids. NCBI's taxonomy places the organism in Eukaryota, Fungi, Ascomycota, Eurotiomycetes, Eurotiales, Trichocomaceae. Gene Ontology annotation, biological process: isoprenoid biosynthetic process.